GCCGGCCGAGAAUGGGCGGCGGCGGGCCGAGGCGCCCAGCGCCCCCGCGCGCGCGGGUGGCUUGGGGUCCAGACUGGCGGAGGCGGCGUCCGGGGACUGCGCGGACCCCAUGGGCUGCUGCUCCGGCCGCUGCGAGCUCAUCUUCCUCUGCACUUUCCAGCUGUACGCGGUGUGGGCGACCACCUGGGUCACCUGGAACAUCUUCAUUAUCUGCUUCUACCUGGAAGUGGGGGGACUCUUGAAGGACAGCGAGCUCCUGACCUUCAGCCUCUCCUGGCACCGGUCCUGGUGGCGUGAGCAUGGCCCGGGCUGCCUGCGUGAGGAGCCAGAAGCUGGCCUGGGGCCCCCGGAUGGACAGGCCUUGGUGCCAGGCAUUGGCUGUGCCCUGGAGCACGGCCACGCUGAAGCCCUGCACAGCGCCCUGCAGAUCCUGUUGGCGUCAGGAUCCCAGCAAGACCGAGAUGGUGCACUUAGCUCGUGGACUUCGUCUAUGCCUGCCACGUGGUCAGCGUUUUCACCGAGGAGGACAGCUGCCUGCAUAAGUAAAGAAGCACCAAUCCCUCCCGUGUGCAACCUCCAGGCCCAGGGACCACCAAAGACUGCGGGGAGACUCACCUGGCCUCCCUACUCUCAGGGCCCUGCAGGUGGCCAGAGCAUCUGCCCCCGGGGCCAGGUGAUUGGACACCAGCCAGGGCAUCAGGGCCAGUGCCAGGUUUCGGAUGGCUAACUUCAAAACAAUUUAUAAUUUCCUUUUUCUUAAAAAAAAAACAAACCCAGAGAAGACACAGAAGCCUCCAGCAGCGCCGGCCUGGGACUGCUCUCCGACAAGCCCACCCUGGGUGCCUACGCCAGCCCCAGGCCCCCUGAGGCUGCACACCCCGUGGCUGGGGGAGGGG
Zalophus californianus (California sea lion) is the source of this 896-nucleotide messenger RNA. It is a transcript of the gene NKAIN4, whose product is annotated as sodium/potassium transporting ATPase interacting 4. The transcript is spliced from 6 exons. Bases 110 to 727 code for a protein of 205 amino acids. The record is from RefSeq and is a predicted model, not a curated record. Gene Ontology annotation, biological process: regulation of sodium ion transport. Lineage: Eukaryota; Metazoa; Chordata; Mammalia; Carnivora; Otariidae.